Molecule: messenger RNA, 2173 nt
Organism: Erinaceus europaeus (western European hedgehog)
Lineage: Eukaryota; Metazoa; Chordata; Mammalia; Eulipotyphla; Erinaceidae
Gene: VEGFC
Product: vascular endothelial growth factor C
Exons: 7
Coding region: 527-1792 (421 amino acids)
Biological process (GO): sprouting angiogenesis; positive regulation of angiogenesis; positive regulation of endothelial cell proliferation
Cellular component (GO): membrane
Molecular function (GO): vascular endothelial growth factor receptor 3 binding; chemoattractant activity; growth factor activity
Source: RefSeq, a predicted model, not a curated record
GCGCUCCGCCCGCCCCCUGCACCUCAGCAGCCGCUUCUCCUGCAGCUCGGGCGGCCCCGCUCCUUUCACUUUGGUGCAGGGGAGGGAAGCCGGGGGCGAGUGCUCCCAGGGCUUCCGAGGGGAGUGAACGUGGAGACGGGGGGGUUCAGGCUGUGCCCCCUUCUUCUUUGCAAAAGAGCCCCAACAUAGACGCACCGCGAGGAGCUGUCCCCCCACCACCCUCACCGCACCUCGCGGGCUGCGAACGCGGGGAGCUCGGAUGUCCGGUUUCCUGUGACACCCCGCGCCUUUCCCUGGCACCGGCCCGGGGAGUGACUGCAGAGUUGGGCACGCCGAACCUCGUACCCGCUCCCGCCACCUCCGGCUCUUCCACCGUUUGUGGGGGGCGGGGGCACCCUGGGGAGGUUCUUCCGGGGGGCAAGUGAUCAGGAGGGAACCGUAGCCUCGAAGGGGCGCACACGCCCCCCUUCCCAACCCUGCCCCCCCCCACCAGCGGACCGGCCUCCCCGCUCCCGGUCCUUCCACCAUGCACUUGCUGGGCUUCUGCUCUCUGGCGUGUUCCCUGCUGGCCGCUGCGCUGCUCCCGGGACUGCGAGAGGCCCCCUCCGCCGCCGCCACCACCUCAGAGUCCGAACCCAGCUUCUCCGAAGCGGAGCCCGACGCAGGCGAAGAGGACAAGGCUUAUACAAGUAAAGAUCUGGAGGAGCAGUUGCGAUCAGUGUCUAGUGUAGAUGAACUCAUGACUGUCCUCUACCCAGAAUACUGGAAAAUGUACAAGUGUCAAUUAAGAAAAGGAGGCUGGCAGCAAAAUAAAGAACAACCCAAUGGCAAUGCAAGGACAGAGGAGACUGUAAAGUUUGCUGCAGCACAUUACAAUGCAGAAAUAUUGAAAAGUAUUGAUAAUGAGUGGAGAAAGACUCAAUGCAUGCCACGUGAGGUGUGUAUAGAUGUGGGGAAGGAGUUUGGAGCAGCAACAAACACCUUCUUUAAACCUCCAUGUGUGUCCGUCUACAGAUGUGGGGGCUGCUGCAACAGUGAGGGGCUACAAUGUAUGAACACCAGCACAAGUUACCUCAGCAAGACGUUAUUUGAAAUCACAGUGCCUCUUUCUCAAGGCCCCAAACCAGUAACAAUCAGUUUUGCCAAUCACACUUCCUGCCGAUGCAUGUCUAAACUGGAUGUUUACAGACAAGUUCAUUCAAUUAUUAGACGUUCCUUGCCAGCAACACUACCACAGUGCCAAGCUGCAAACAAGACUUGUCCCACAAAUUAUGUAUGGAAUAACCAUAUCUGCAGUUGCUUGGCUCAGCAAGAGUUCAUGUUCUCAUCUAAUGUUGAGGAUGACUCUACAGAUGGAUUCCAUGACAUUUGUGGUCCCAACAAGGAGUUGGAUGAAGAAACCUGUCAGUGUGUCUGCAAAGGGGGUCUUCGGCCCUCCAGCUGUGGGCCCCACAAGGAACUAGAUAGGAACUCCUGCCAGUGUGUCUGUAAAAACAAACUUUUCCCCAACUCAUGUGGGCCCAACAGAGAAUUCGAUGAAAAUACAUGCCAGUGUAUGUGUAAAAGAACCUGCCCACGAAACCAGCCCCUCAACCCUGCAAAAUGUGCCUGUGAAUGUACAGAAAAUCCACAGAAAUGCUUCCUAAAAGGAAAGAAAUUCCAACAUCAAACAUGCAGUUGUUACAGAAGACCUUGUACAAAUCGACUGAAACACUGUGAGCAGGGACUUUCAUUCAGUGAAGAAGUGUGCCGCUGUGUCCCUUCCUACUGGAAAAGACCACAUAUGAACUAAGUUGUAUUAUUUUCCAGUUCAUCCUCAUCUGUCAUGGCAAACUGUGUUUCCACAAUAGAACUGCCAAUGAACAGACACAUUUAUGGGACUAUCACCACAAAUACAAAACCGGUGUUUUCUGAACCAUGUGGAUAACUUUACAGAAAUGGACUGGAACUCACCCUCAAAAGAACUCUUUCAAAGACUGGUUUUCUGCCAGUGACCAAACAACUGGGGUUUUUCUCUUGUGAUUAAAGAAAAAAGAAAAGACUAUAUAAUUUAUUUCCACUAAAAAUAUUGUUUCUGCAUUCAUUUUUAUAGCAAUAACAAUUGGUAAAAGGCUCACUGUGAUCAAUAUUUUUAUAUCAUGCAAAAUGUUUAAAAUAAAAUGAAAACUGUAUU